AGUGUUUUUUCUGCUACCACCGUGUAGUAUUAGACGGUAUAUACCUGCUCAGAGCUCGGCGUUAGCGUUGGAGUGUGUGAGGCUGCCCUACAUUAGCCAGAGUCCGCUGAAUAAGGAGUCCUCCCUGAAUGACUCGUAGUGCGUGGCUACUGGUUAGCUAGCGAAGAGGAGGGAGGAGACAAAAACUUCCAAGACCUCGCCCAGUCGUUGCUUCAUUCCAGCAGGCAGCUACUCUCUCGGCGGUGUGAGAGACACACACCACCUAAACCAGAUAAUUAUUCAAGGGGCGACUGACACAGCUGUGUCAACUAAGGGCGAAAAAUCAGUCACCAUGUUCAAGAAAAGCUCAAGGAAGGACCCCGAGCUGUUUCAGAACGUCUCGGAGGGGCUGCGGCGGCUCUACCGGACCAAGCUGUUCCCGCUGGAGGACACGUAUCGAUUCCACGACUUCCACUCCCCUGCACUCGAAGAUGCCGACUUCGACAACAAGCCCAUGGUCCUCCUGGUGGGUCAGUACUCUACCGGGAAAACCACGUUCAUCCGCCACCUCAUGGAGCAGGACUUCCCCGGUAUGCGGAUUGGCCCCGAGCCGACCACAGACUCUUUCAUCGCGGUGAUGCACGGUGAACAGGACGGGGUGAUACCGGGCAAUGCCCUGGUUGUCGACCCCAAGAAGCCCUUCCGCAAACUCAACGCUUUUGGGAACGCGUUUCUCAACAGGUUCAUGUGUGCUCAGAUGCCUAACCCUGUCCUGGAGAGCAUCAGUAUCAUCGAUACUCCUGGAAUUCUGUCAGGGGAGAAACAGAGGAUAAGCAGAGGUCUGCUUCACAUACAUACACCCACACGUCACUCGUAUUAGUAGUGUUUACCGCCACACCCUCUGCUCAAAACCUAUGACAUACAUUAUUCAAAAACACCCAUGCAAAAUAAACCCAAAGGAAGUCACAAGUUCAGAUAAGAAAAAGGAAACUUGCUUUAACAGCCUACAUACCGGCCUUCCUUUCCCUAAGUUUCUCACUAGUAUUUUUGUUUGGCAAGUGCUCCACAAAAUCAACUGUAGCAUUUUUGCUCCAAGCGCUGUCAAACCUGUAUUUAACUCU
Messenger RNA from Stegastes partitus (bicolor damselfish), 1100 nucleotides. RefSeq names its product EH domain-containing protein 3-like. The coding region runs from base 332 to 859 and encodes 175 amino acids. The transcript is spliced from 2 exons. The record is from RefSeq and is a predicted model, not a curated record. Gene Ontology annotation, biological process: cilium assembly; endocytosis; endocytic recycling. Gene Ontology annotation, cellular component: recycling endosome membrane; early endosome; plasma membrane. Lineage: Eukaryota; Metazoa; Chordata; Actinopteri; Pomacentridae. Gene Ontology annotation, molecular function: cadherin binding; GTP binding.